CGUAGACAUUAUCACAUAUUCUUCACCUUUAUAUAUGACAAAGCUAGAAAACACAAACAUCAUAAACAAAAACAAUGAAACAAAGUGACAUGUUUGCUCAAAUAGGAUCCAUAAUAGCUUCCAUGAUGUUCUUUUGGGCUAUUUUUCAACAAUAUUUUCCUUAUCAAUUAAGAAACCAAAUUGAAAAAUACUCACAAAAACUUGCUACUUUGAUCUACCCUUACAUCCAAAUCACAUUUCAUGAAUUCACUGGUGAACAAAAACUCAUGAGAAGUGAAGCUUAUUCUUCCAUAGAGAAUUACCUUAGCACAAAAGCAUCAACACAAGCAAAGAGACUCAAAGGUGACAUAGCUAAGAACAAUCAAUCACUUGUUCUUAGCAUGGAUGAUCAUGAAGAAGUUAGUGAUGAGUUUAAUGGAGUUAAACUUUGGUGGGCUAGUGGCAAAAAUGUAUCAAAGCCAAAUUCAUUUUCACUUCAUCAUAACAUAGAUGAGAAAAGGUACUAUAAACUAACUUUUCAUAAAGUUAAUAGAGAUUUGAUUUUAGGUAGUUAUCUUAGUUUUGUGCUUAAAGAAGGUAAAGCAAUUAAGGUGAGGAAUAGGCAAAGGAAGCUUUAUACUAAUAGUGGUUCUUAUUGGAGUCAUGUUGUUUUUGAACAUCCAUCAACAUUUGAAACAUUGGCUAUGGAUUUAGAGAAGAAGAAAAUGAUUAUUGAUGAUCUUGUUACAUUUAGUAAAGCUGGCGAAUUCUAUGCAAGAAUUGGUAGGGCUUGGAAAAGAGGCUAUUUGCUAUAUGGUCCUCCAGGGACUGGAAAAUCGACGAUGAUUGCGGCUAUGGCGAAUUUGUUAGGGUAUGAUCUUUAUGAUCUUGAGUUGACUGCUGUGAAGGAUAAUACUGAAUUGAGGAAGCUUUUGAUUGAGACGUCGAGUAAAUCUAUAAUUGUGAUAGAAGAUAUUGAUUGUUCGCUUGAUUUAACCGGUCAGAGGAUGAAGAAAAAGGCGAAGAAGGACGAGGAGGUGGAGAGAAAAAGUGGAGUUGUUAUGGAAGAAAGAGAAGGGAGAAUGAGUCAAGUAACACUUUCUGGAUUGUUGAAUUUCAUUGAUGGGUUAUGGUCUGCAUGUGGUGGUGAAAGACUAAUAGUUUUCACUACAAAUUAUGUUGAGAAAUUGGAUCCUGCAUUGGUGAGAAAAGGUAGAAUGGAUAAACAUAUAGAGUUAUCUUACUGUGGAUUUGAGGCAUUCAAGAUUUUGGCUAAGAAUUAUCUUAAUAUUGAGUCACAUUAUUUGUUUGAAACAAUAUGUGAAUUGUUGGAGGAAGUUGAAAUUACUCCAGCUGAUGUUGCUGAGCAUUUGAUGCCAAAGAGUUCUUCUGGUGAUGUAGAAGUUUAUUUGAAAAGUUUGAUUCAUGCACUUGAAUUGGCAAAGGAAGGAGCUAAGCGUCGCGUCGAAGAAGAAGAAGAAGAAGAAGAAGAAGAAGAAGAAGAAGAAGAAGAAGAAGAAACAGGUUCUGAAAUAUCUUCAAAACUUUCCCUUUGAAAAGUAACAUCAGUAGAAGACGAAGAUGAAAACACAGUCCAAACAAAAAUGAAACAAAGACCCAAAAUCGUUACAGCUGUCAUCUUUAUCCAUAGCCCAAUUGGUCGUUUAGCUGGACGAGUUAUGAUAGCCAUGGUUAUGAAUCGAACUCAGUGAGUCACUGUUUUUGAGUUCAGCAAGCUCUUGAUCUGAACAUAGUAAGGUGUGGUGUUAUUGGUGAAAUGUUGAAUUUGAAAGAGAAAAGAAAGAGGAAAAUUGGUUGAAGUGUUGUGGUUUGGUUUGGGAUAGAAGAAGAGAUCGUGGUGUUUGAAGGGUUGAUUUCUUUGAGGAUGGAUGCAGAA
Molecule: messenger RNA, 1876 nt
Organism: Vicia villosa (hairy vetch)
Lineage: Eukaryota; Viridiplantae; Streptophyta; Magnoliopsida; Fabales; Fabaceae
Product: AAA-ATPase ASD, mitochondrial-like
Exons: 3
Coding region: 75-1535 (486 amino acids)
Molecular function (GO): ATP hydrolysis activity; ATP binding
Source: RefSeq, a predicted model, not a curated record